GCCUAUGUGCAUAAGAGCGUGAUGGAGGAGCUGAAGAGAAUAAUCGAUGACAGCGAGAUCACAAAAGAAGAUGAUGCUUUAUGGCCUCCUCCCGACAGAGUUGGUCGACAGGAGCUUGAAAUAGUAAUCGGUGAUGAGCACAUCUCCUUUACCACGUCAAAAAUCGGUUCGCUCAUUGAUGUAAAUCAGUCCAAGGACCCAGAAGGCUUGAGAGUGUUCUACUACCUGGUCCAAGACCUGAAGUGUCUAGUCUUCAGUCUUAUUGGACUGCACUUCAAGAUUAAGCCGAUUUAA
Nestor notabilis (Kea) is the source of this 294-nucleotide messenger RNA. RefSeq names its product protein mago nashi homolog. The transcript is spliced from 3 exons. The annotation marks the transcript as partial. Gene Ontology annotation, biological process: RNA splicing. The record is from RefSeq and is a predicted model, not a curated record. Gene Ontology annotation, cellular component: nucleus; catalytic step 2 spliceosome; exon-exon junction complex. Lineage: Eukaryota; Metazoa; Chordata; Aves; Psittaciformes; Psittacidae.